AUGCGUCUAAUACCCAUUUUCGGCAUUCUUAUUUUUCGUCCAGACCAAUUGUGCACAGCCCCCACCAAAAUGGAGAAAACUCAGACUCGACGACCUCCUGAAUACUGGCAAGCCUACAGAUGCGUUCUUGCUUUGAGCAACAUCGGUGUUUCACUCCUGGAGCGCCACGCCUACUCGCAAGCGGUCGAGACUUUAAGAGACGCCGUCACCGUUAUGAGAGACUUUUCCUAUCAGUGUUCCUCGCCGGAUUUUCAAAUGGAUACCCGUGCAAUCUGGUAUCAUCAGCGUAACAACGCUGUAAUGGGCAAGGCCAAUCGGCGAAUGGCGCGAGCGAAUCCUGAGCGUGGCGGGUCCUUCGUGGAAACUAUUGGUAGAGAUCGAGUGGUCUCCGUGAGGGUACCGUUCCUGUGGCACCAGCACCCCGGAACCAGUCCUGCGGUUGUCUCCUUACCGUGUUUUCCGAUCCGAGUGGAAGAUUUUGACGAGUGCGAACGAGACUUGGACCUCGAUGCCGCAAUGGUCCUGCACAAUUUUGCCACCGCACAGCUGUGUUUGUCGAGGAUCACGUCUCAGUCUUCUCGUGCACAACGCUGCCGAACGGCAUCGUGCCGAUCGGCCGAGCUGGCGUAUGCUGCACUCGCGGAAACGAUCACGGCAGCGAACAACCAGCGUUGGUGGGGAUCCGAAGGACAUCUCGGUAAAGCUGAAAAUGUGGCCUUGCUCUCGGUCUGCAUACUGAAUACUAUGAUCAGGGCCCAAAUGGAAAGUGGGAAACUUCUGGAAGCAGGAGAAUCCCACGAGAGACUGCGCCUUUUGCAAGUCGCCGUCAAAGAAGUUACAGACACAUGUAGGGAUGCCGAAAACAAAGAUACUGCAGCGGCUGCAUGA
This is a messenger RNA of Phaeodactylum tricornutum CCAP 1055/1, 888 nucleotides long. RefSeq lists its product with no specific name. The record is from RefSeq and is a predicted model, not a curated record. NCBI's taxonomy places the organism in Eukaryota, Bacillariophyta, Bacillariophyceae, Surirellales, Neidiaceae. Bases 1 to 888 code for a protein of 295 amino acids. The transcript has a single exon.